Molecule: messenger RNA, 3890 nt
Organism: Piliocolobus tephrosceles (Ugandan red Colobus)
Lineage: Eukaryota; Metazoa; Chordata; Mammalia; Primates; Cercopithecidae
Gene: DCUN1D1
Product: defective in cullin neddylation 1 domain containing 1
Exons: 8
Coding region: 351-1172 (273 amino acids)
Biological process (GO): protein neddylation
Cellular component (GO): ubiquitin ligase complex
Molecular function (GO): ubiquitin-like protein binding; cullin family protein binding; ubiquitin conjugating enzyme binding
Source: RefSeq, a predicted model, not a curated record
AGCCUCGGCCCGCGGCCUCCGUCCCGCUCCCAGGCGGGGGUUCUCCUGCCUGCCUCUCCCUUCCUCCUUCGCCCCUUCCCGCCCGGGCGCCGCCGCUACGCGAGAGCCGAGGAGGCAGAGCGGAGCCGGGCCUAGUCGGGAGCCCCGGGGAGUUUGGGGCGCGGGGAGCGGCCCCGGUGCCCCUCGUCGGGGCCCGGCACGGGUGGGGGAGGCGUUGGGGCGGGGGGAGGGGAUGGGGCAACGGCCCUGCCCCUGCCCCUCUGCCGGCUCCAUUGUGUCUGGCCGGGGACUGGGGUCUGGGGUUCCGGAACAAGUUGAAAUCAUCGCAGAAGGAUAAAGUUCGUCAGUUUAUGAUCUUCACACAAUCUAGUGAAAAAACAGCAGUAAGUUGUCUAUCUCAAAAUGACUGGAAGUUAGAUGUUGCAACAGAUAAUUUUUUCCAAAAUCCUGAACUUUAUAUACGAGAGAGUGUAAAAGGAUCAUUGGACAGGAAGAAGUUAGAACAACUGUACAAUAGAUACAAAGACCCUCAAGAUGAGAAUAAAAUUGGAAUAGAUGGCAUACAGCAGUUCUGUGAUGACCUGGCACUCGAUCCAGCCAGCAUUAGUGUGUUGAUUAUUGCAUGGAAGUUCAGAGCAGCAACACAGUGUGAGUUCUCCAAACAGGAGUUCAUGGAUGGCAUGACAGAAUUAGGAUGUGACAGCAUAGAAAAACUAAAGGCCCAGAUACCCAAGAUGGAACAAGAAUUGAAAGAACCAGGACGAUUUAAGGAUUUUUACCAGUUUACUUUUAAUUUUGCAAAGAAUCCAGGACAAAAAGGAUUAGUUUUUUUUAACAGCCUUUCUAAGGGUUCACAGUGCUCUUACAUUACAAGAGUUGGCAGAGAGGAAUUAGAAGAUCAUAGGAGACGAGAUCUAGAAAUGGCCAUUGCCUACUGGAACUUAGUGCUUAAUGGAAGAUUUAAAUUCUUAGACUUAUGGAAUAAAUUUUUGUUGGAACAUCAUAAACGAUCAAUACCAAAAGACACUUGGAAUCUUCUUUUAGACUUCAGUACAAUGAUUGCAGAUGACAUGUCUAAUUAUGAUGAAGAAGGAGCAUGGCCGGUUCUUAUUGAUGACUUUGUGGAAUUUGCACGCCCUCAAAUUGCUGGGACAAAAAGUACAACAGUGUAGCACUAAAGGAACCUUCUAGAAUGUACAUAGUCUGUACAAUAAAUACAACAGAAAAUUGCACAGUCAAUUUCUGCUGGCUGGACUGAACUGAAGAUCAAUCCUCACAAUUCAGACUGAGGGUUGAGACAAAACUUUAAGGAUACAUCUGGACCAUAUCGUAUUUCAUUCUUCUAAUGGUGGUUUGGGCUUGUCUUCUAGUCUGGGCCGCUCUAAACAUUUAUAAUUCCAACAUUGUGGAUUUCAUCUUAUAUCUGUGGACCAUCCUAGUUUAUUCUCCCAUAAGUCUUAGAAGCUUUAUGGUGAUUAUUUUGAGGUUUUCAUUCUCGCAUAAAGCACAAUGCUGUCUUCAUCAGAAAACAGUUGGCAUAAGAAUUAAACAUAUGAACAUCACAAAACAAUUUAUAAAAACUUCUUAAAUAUACGCUUUGGGCUAGUUGCAAAGACUAUGCUAAUAGCACUUCCAAUGAGAGUGAUAUAUUUAAGUGUACUGGAUCUGGAAUGGUGUUUUGGUUUGGGGGGAAUUUUUUUUUUCCUGGCAAAUCACACGUGUUGUUGAUGUGAGUAUCUGAUGAAAAAACAAUGUCAGAAUAACCAACAUGAAAAUUUUUUAGGAUAACUUGGUGCCUACCUGAAAAAUGUAUUGUGUUUUAGACUCUUGAUUUCAAAAGGUUCCACAGAACUUGUCUGCGCUUACCUUACCCAUGUUUAUAUAUAGCUGUCCUACAGGGAGCUUUUAUUUAGAAAAUGUCUGCAUAAUGUUAGAUUCUUCUCCUGUCUACAUUAUGCACUACAUAAUUGGACUUCAUUAUGCUUUUGAAAUGCUUAUCUGCCUGUCACAUAAGUUAAACUAUUUAAUUUGUUUUGAAUGUUUUGGAUUGCUACACAAUACAAUAUUCUAAAUUUAGGCAUGAGGGUUUUUUUGUUUUGUUUUUACUUUUUUUUUGUCAUCGCACUAUGGAACACAAAUGAAAUUCUCUUAAUUUAUAAGAAGAUAGUUGCAGUUAAAUUUUGAAAAUGGUUGUAAUGAGCCAUGAAGUUCAAUCUUUAUAAUAUAGGUACUGCUCUUUCAGACAAAUAGUCCAUUUUCGAUGACUUAUUAUUUUGUUGAAAUUGCUUUAACUGCUAAUCACUGUGGUUGCCAAAUACUUCAGGAGCGAAGAUUUUCAAACAAGCAUACAUGAUGCAAAAUACCAAUCUGGCUUCUAGUCUCUCUACUGUUUUUGUUUCACUCAGAUUAGCUCAGUUUUCUCAUCAAAGCAGAAUGCUAUCUUGUAUGUAUUUUUUUCAUUACAAGACCCAUGAGCUGCUUUUAUUAUGCUGAAAAUGGUUAUUUCCCUGUUCCCUUACUGACAUGUGAAGAAGGGUUUCUUGCUUUGUUAAACAUUUCCGUAAGGCAGGCUAGAAAUGUAAACUUCAAAUGUCAGAUGAUUAUGGUCUUUUGAUAGGAAUACAUUCUGCUUGGGAUAUACAUCAAGCCACUCUCUAAGGUUCUAGGGUUGACAUUAACCAAGGAAUGUACUUUAGAAUAGCAGUACAUUUUAUUGCAAAUAUGGAAAUUAUUUUAAGAAACAAUGACAUAUCAAAACUGCUUUUUAUUUACAUGAUUUUGAAAUAGACUAGAAAGCUUUCCCUAUAAACAUAUUAAUAUUCCAAUCAUAACUUAAAGAGUGCAGUUUUACCAAAAGAAAAAUUUGAAAUUUCUAUUCAGGCUACUGUAAUUGGUUAUUAAAGGAAAAAGGAAAAAGAAGAAUCCUGCUGCUUUCAGUAUUUCCUGAUUUCAUUUUUUGUAAAUAUAAAGAACUUCAAUUAUGAAAAAUUUUUAAAAGAUAUAUAUAUAUAUCUAUAUAUAUAUGUACUGUUUUGUUUCCUGUCUUGAAGAUUUUGAGUUGUGGUUAUUGGUUUCACAUUGAUUAAUUCACAUAUGCUGUGUUUUGAAAUGAGAUCCCAUUAGCUUUUUUUUUUUCCCCCAAUAUAAAGUGUUUUCUUUAAAAGUCUGAUAUUGGUUUGUGGCCUAGUGCCUUGGAUUUUACAUAUUUUUCUUUUUAAAUGCAAAACCUUUUCAACAAAAUAGUGUUUGUCAUCAGGUUGGUACUAAACAUUUAUAAUUACUGUGUAAUUAUAAACAAAAAUACAUAAAGCUUUGAAUAUAAUUAUGUAGCAUAAAAGUUAAGGUUGUUCACUAUGAUGGCAUCUUAGAAUUAAACAAAACUUUUACUAGGGCUGAAAAGAGAAGACUGAUUUAAUGUGGUGUGAUUAUUCUGAAGAUAAAUGUCUGGUUACAGGGAAUAUUUUGUACUAAAACAUGAUGACACAUAUGGCUGUGUGUGUUUGAGUCUGUGUCUGCGAGAGAACCAGAGAGAGAGAGAUUGACAGAGGAAGGGAGACACACACACACCCCUUGAAUUGCUUUAACUUCUAAGCGUUUCAGUCCUCAUUCUGGUAAACUCCCCAUGCUGAUUCUUUGUUUUAAACUGAACCGUAGGUACAGUUUCCUUUUUUGCCAAAUGUCAAAACAGGUACACAUUUUAAAAUGUAAUGCUUUUUAAAUAGAAAAAUGUAUAAAAUUAGAAGUGCCCACAUAUAAAAAAUACUUGAGAUGAAGAUUAUCUUUAGUGAAUAUCAUCUGCAUAUCUCUGUAAGUUCGAUUGUGUUUCUUACAGUCCCUGUCAUAUUACCAACAGAGGCAAUAAAAGCUUCAGUGAAAUUGCCAUGACUAAA